ACCUUGUCCCUUUCUCGUCGCUGUGUCGGGCGAGCUCCUCUCUCUGUGAGUGAGUGAGUGAGUGUGUGUGUGUGCGUGUGCGCGCGAGUGUGUGUGAGUGUGUGUGUGUGUGUGUGUGCUCUGCUGUUGCUGCCCUUUGAUCCCUGCAUUAGUGUUAGUUAGGGGCUCGGAGACACACACUUACAGAGAGCAGCCAUAGUCAAGACACGGCAACAACAACAGCACCUCCUCCUCUACUCUUCCCUGUUCCCAACAAUACACUUAACCGAGGACAGCCAGGUGCACGACAAGUCCCUGCCAUCAGGCUCCCUCGCUAAAUUUCAAUGGGAAAAGACCUUUUUUCUUCUUAUCCCUAAACAAGAAGGAGAAUGUGAUAAAAGGGGGAAAAUGCCAAGGAGGAAACAGGAGCAACCCAAGCGCCUGCCUUCACAUGUGGACACGGUAGAGGAUGGAGGGCCAGAGGGUGGGUCAGUGGAGGAGGACAGCUGGUUUGGAAAUACUUCCGACAGCCCCUCUGAAUCGUCCUACGGUGAUGUGCAAGAUGAGCUGCGGGUUUCCCCGGACAAUGUUCCCCGACCAGACCACGACACUUCAGCCGAGAGCUCCCUGGGCUGCCCAACGCCAGUUCAGCGGGCCUCCCUGGAGCUGCUGGGGCUGGACAGUGGGGUCCUCUCGACCCAGGACACGCUGUCCUCAGUGGUGUCCUCUCUUUACGGAGACUCCAGCCAGGCCCUGGGCAAGCCCCUCAGCAGUAACCUGCGGCGUCUCCUGGAGGCUGGCUCACUGAAGCUAGAGGGAGGGGAGCUGACUGGGCGUGGAACGGGCAGAGGACCGGAGUCGCCUCCGGUCAGCUUGGUACUAUCUCCGUCUUCGCAUCACGCACAACAGCUGAGUGCCUUGGCGAGGAGGCUGGCUAACAGCAGCAACAACAGCGGUAACUCGAACUCUGCAUCACCCGCGUCUGUAGCAACUGUCAAGCAAGAGCCCUGUGACCCGUACGGCCCCAGCAACGGCCCUAACUCAGGCAGCAGUGGCUUUGUAUGGGUAGGCGUUGCAGAUAAAUGGCCAUCGGCUAGUUGCUCGGCACCCAGCGGCAGCAGCCUAUCACCAGACUCGGCUAUCCAGAAGUUAAAGGCAGCCGCCAACGCCGUGCUCCAAGACAAGAACGCGGUGGCAUCCUCCACUUCGGCAUCUUCAUCCUCCUCUUCCUCCUCCUCAUCCUCUUCAGUCACCUCCUCCUCAAUGGCAGCCCUGGGCACUCGCUCUGAUGAUGCGGUGCGCUUUGAACCGUUUGCUUCACCCUUCAGUCCGCAGUCAGCCAGCUCCACACUUGCUGCCCUCUCAAAGAAAGUGUCUGAAAGAAGUCAGCAGCAGGUGGGCUCAUCUGAGCAUCAACCCUCAGCUGGCUCCUUUCUCUCUCUGGUUUCCAUGACCUCCUCAGCAGCUCUGCUAAAGGAGGUGGCUGCACGAGCAGCAGGGAACCUUCUAGCUGAUAAGAAAGAGUCGGCAUUAGUACUGGGAGCCUCCGAAGAUGUCAAGCCCCUGUUAGACAGGAACCAGAAGGUGCCCACCCCAACCCAGGCCAUGGAUCUUUUGCUGCCAACAAUCCCCAAGGGAAGGGCCAAGCCCAGCAGUCAAGCAGGUUCUCCUGAGGAUGGGGGAAAGCCCUUUCAGUGCCCAGUAUGCGGUCUGGUCAUCAAGAGAAAGAGCUACUGGAAGAGACAUAUGGUGAUCCACACGGGCUUAAAAAGCCACCAGUGUCCCCUCUGUCCCUUUCGCUGUGCUCGUAAAGACAAUCUCAAAUCCCACAUGAAGGUCCAUCAGCACCAAGACCGAGGGGAGACCUUCCAGUGUGAACUCUGCCCCUUCACAUCCUCCCGCCACUUUAGCCUCAAGCUGCACAUGCGUUGCCAUCAGCACUUCCCUCGUCCCGACCUCAAAGUCAAAGAAGAACCCGGCACAGACACGGAGGAGGGCGAGGGCUUGCUCAUGGGGGACGGUGGAGUCGCUGGCGAUCAGGUCAUGAACACAGAUGCUUCCACGUCUCCCACUGUGAGCCAACCCGACGGUCGUUUGCUGGCCUCCCCCACUGAACCCUCGAACCACGUCCAGAUCAAGGAGGAACCCCAGGAGAGGGAUGUGUCUGUGAUGUCUCCCUUUGCCCUGUGUAGGGAACGACCCAGUAGCAGCAGUAGUUCUCUGGAUCUGUCUGGGCUCAAAUCCAGUCCACCAGGGCCUGGACCUACAGCUGCCUCGCUCUUCAGCCCAGAUAUCACCACCAAGACGGCUACGGACCUCCUCAUGAAGCUCUCAGCAGCGAACCAGAAGGAGGCCCUAAAGGGUUCAUUCUGUGUCAAGGAGGAGCCCCAGGCGGAAGAGCCCCUGAGCUCUCAGAGAGGACCCAGCUACAGCUUCUGCCAAGAAGGACCCCUAGGGGCCACCAAGCAACGAGAGGAGGGGAGCCCGAUGAUAGGCAAGAGCAGCCUACUCAGCCAGGACAUCAACGUCAAAGUGGCCUCUGAACUGCUUAUGAAGCUCUCAGAGAAUAACAAAGACGCUUGCAUCCAGAACGUCAUAGUGAAGGCGGAGCCUAUGGAAGUGGACCCGCCCCUAGAAUUGGCUCCACCCUCCUCUCAUCUGCUGGGUUUCAGCACUUCAGGGGCAUGUGAGAAGAAGGAACCAAUGGUCAACCUCCCAGAUCCUUUGCCCCGCCCCCAAAAUGACCUCUUCUCCCAGGACAUAUCAGUCAAAAUGGCCUCUGAGCUGCUUUUCAAACUGUCUGAAAAAGUAAGUAAAGCAAAUGAAAACAAAGACAAUGCAUCAUUCGGUAUACACAGCCCUUUCCUAGACGACCGCUUUAGACAAUCACCUUUCAGCACGCGCUCCAAGAGCUCUUCCCCAGCUGAAGCCGGAUCUUCAAGCAGGGUUGCCCAGCAAGAUCCAGACAAGGUGAGUAGUGAGCCAGGAAAUGGACUCGCCCAAUGGAGACUCAAUGAACAGCUCUUUCCCUGCCCUGUAUGUGGCAAAGUGUUUGGUCGCCAACAGACUCUCUCCAGGCAUCUCUCCUUACACACAGAAGAGAGGAAGUAUAAGUGUCAUUUGUGUCCAUACGCGGCUAAGUGCCGAGCCAACCUCAACCAGCACCUCACCAUCCACUCAGUCAAACUGGUGAACACAGAUGCUGAGCAGAUUGUUACCGCUGUUACCAACGAAGGCCCAGAGCUCAAAAACUGCCCCUACUACUACAGCUGCCACGUCUGCGGCUUCCAAACAGAGUUUAACGCUCAGUUUGUUAGUCAUAUGUCUCUUCAUGUGGACAAAGAGCAGUGGAUGUUCUCUCUCUGCUGUAGCACCUGUGAGUAUGUGGGUGUGGACGAGGCUGAGAUGAAAGCUCACAUCAGUGCAGGGCAUGCAGGUCUCAAUUCCAGAAGCCCUCUCAGUGAGACCAAGAGCACUUCCUCCUCUCUCUCAGCCCUCAGCGACUCCCUCAACAGCUCUGAAAGUGGAGAUGUUGUCCAAGGUAACGAAGAACUGAAAAGCCUUUUGGCUCCGCCUUCUUCUGUGGGCAGCCAAUCAAGCUCAGGCCCAGGAACAGAGGAAAAAGCAGAGAAAGGCUUUGAAUGCGUCUUCUGCAACUUUGUGUGUAAAACUCGGCCCAUGUACGAGCGGCACCUACAGAUCCACCUGAUCACACGCAUGUUUGAGUGCGACGUCUGCCACAAGUUCAUGAAGACACCCGAGCAGCUCCUGGAGCACAAGAAGUGCCACACCGUCCCCGCUGGAGGGCUCAAGUGCCCUCUCUGCAUCUACUCCACCAACAGGCCAGCCGCCAUGGAGGGCCACCUGAAGACGCACUACAAGAUGGAGUAUCGCUGCCGCAUCUGCCAAGCCGUGUGGGCCAAUCAGGCAGAGCUGGAAAGGCACACGCGUGCUCACCGCCUGGGCAACCACUACAAGUGCGAGCAGUGCGGCUACCUCUCCAAAACAGCCAACAAGCUCAUCGAGCACGUGCGCGUGCACACCGGCGAGCGGCCUUUCCACUGCGACCGCUGCAGCUACAGCUGCAAACGCAAGGACAAUCUCAACCUCCAUAAGCGGCUCAAGCACGCUCCGAGACAGACCUUCGGUUGCGCCCAGUGCCCGUUCACCACCACUCACCCGUUCGUCUACAGCCGGCACGUUAAAAAGCACCAAGGCGGGGAGGGGAGCGCCGAGGAAGGUGAGGCUCGGCCAGGUACGCCGCGCCCGGGCCUUUUGGAGCGAGGUGGGAGCAGCAGCGGGAGCGGGGACAGCGGGAGCACCAGUCCGCUCAUGAAUCUGUCCGCCUCUCAAGCCUUGCAGUCUGUCGCCCUGUCAAUCACCAGCAAGCAGCAAGACAGCACGCCAACCGCGCGCUACCUCUCGGCCAACGGCACGUUCUCCACACUGGCGGCUCGCUACUUGGAACAGUACAGGAACUGUGACCUGGCUCACCUCAUCCCCCUCACCACGCUCUUUACGGCCCGGCGCUUCACAUUCCACAGCCCCUCACCCUCAAACUCCUCACCGCCCUUCUCGGCAUUCUGGUCUAACUCAUCCUCUCAGUCACCUCCCGCUCCCACGUCGCUUAAACACUCCUUCCUGGCAUACCUUGGACUGACAGAGAGAGCUAAGACCAUUUGACCAUCCUUGUCCCUUCUUCUGCUUCAUGGAGUUUCCCCAUAUCAUCAGUCACCUACGCCACUAACUGUUCCACAGGCAGGCUGAAAUGCUGCCCUAAAAAGUAGUAAUGAUAGUAAAACAUCCAUUUAUCAGAGGAAAUGCUAUUCAUGCGCAAGGCAUUUCAUUUUCUGUUCUAUCGCAAUCCAAUCGUUGCUCUUUUUUAAGAGGUCUUAUAACAGUUGUUUUCCUCUGCAAAUUGUGAAUGACCUGGAAUCCGAUAAUAGUGCUUUAUCUAUUACAAGUUUUGUAUUCGUUUUAUUGGGCGAAAGGAAACAAAGAAUAUAUAAGCUUGCAGGCGCUAAGCUUUUUUUGUGCAUUUUGUCAGGAAUCCGACAGCAUGUUCGCUAUGUGUUGCAAUUGUUUUUUGAAGUCAUUUAGGGGCUCAGUAUGAAAUAUCUUGGGGUAUACAGUAUAUGGCACGACAAAAACCAAUGAAACGGAUAGCUAUCUUUCGAGUCUUGUUUCCAAAGCGAAGCCUCAGACCACGCACUUGUUAAUUUAUCAAGAUGUACAUAGUUUUGUAGUCUUUUCUUUUAUCUUAUCCCCCACGCCCGUUGGCAUUGACUGGUUCUGCUAAAUGGUGAGACCAUUGGCAAAUGCUAAUCUUGCCUCAGCAACAAGCAUAAGGCCCUUUACGACACCUGCGAGGCACAGCUGAUGGCAUUUCUUAAUACAAGCCAUUCAGGGCACGCUAAUGGCAAAAGCAAUCAUUACCACUACAGCAGUGGUCGUCAACCCAUGAUGCAGCCCUUUAGUAACCCUCACCCUACUAUUGUUCGCUGAAGAUUGUGCCAUAGCUGACCAAGGUGGGCUGGCCGUAUCCAGUAGGCAUGAGAUGUAAGUGACCAGUCAAGCGCCCUGUGCAUAGCUAACGUAUAUAAUGCGCACCCCUGCGUUUAACAAGAUGUAUGAGGUGACAGGUUUUUGGGAAAGACCCACUUAUUCUGUCACAAAGGCCGAUUCAAUGGUGCUUUUUGGAGCUUUUUUGUAAUUUUGUGUGUAAAAAAAAAAAAAAAACUGUUCCAAAAUGACUUGAAUGAAUGUACUUUUUGUUGGUUAAUGUUAAAGUGAUACAGAGGUAGCUGGACUGUGGUAAGUGAGAUCAUGGAAAAACAAUGGUAUCUCGGUGGCCUUCUGUGUCUUAAAUUUUGUUCUUCUAGUUGUUUUAUUAUUUUUUAUUAUUACUUUUAUUUUGAAAGAGCCUUUGAAAUGUAAAAUACAAAUAUAUAUAUAAAUAUAUAUAUCCUGUACUAACAAGCUAUUAUGAGAACCCCAUUGGAAAAUGGCUCUCAAGUGCAAUGUGGAGGCAGCCAUUAUUAUGAGUAGGAUUUGUGGAAGCAUGGCUUUCCAUAUGUGGGCAAACAUGGUACCAUAAUUCUGUGUUCCCCUCUCCGUGUUUUGAGUUUUAAUUGCACUUAAACUUUUGAAACGUUUUAAACAAAAGCACUUACAUCCAACAGAAAACGUUCUUGAUGCCAAUUAGUUCACCUGCCUCUUCAGACAGCCUCGAUGCUAUAAGUAAUUGUUUUUUUGUUUUUUUUGUGUUUUGUUUUUUUGUUUUUUGGUCUGCCACAAUGGUUGAAAAUACACAUUUCUAAACCUGUAGGUAUUUGCCAAACAACAGUGAUUCGCUGCUCCAUUUUGAUGGAUCGUAUGGCAUGUGUAAUGCGGACAGCUGAGUUCAAAAUCCCCCUGGACACCAAAGGGCCAGGCUAAAUUUUAAACAGCAGUUUUGCACAGUGCUGUAAAAGUUGCACUUUUCUAAACAAAGUAUCAGAACACAAUUAUAUUCAAUGCUCUAAAAUGUAAAACAUUCAUUGGAUUCCCUGCCCAUUGUGUUGGCAAGCUCCUAAUAAAUCUAUCCCCUGGAUCAUUUUUAACACAAAUACAGUUUAAUUCACGUUCUAAACAGAUUAACUGUAACAGACUGAUUUUUGAUGAGCACUUUUGCUUAGUUACUGAAUAGAGAAUUUAGAUUAUAAGAAAACUUAAUUGGUGCUAAAAGAGUAACUUAGCGUGUGUUUGGUUUAGUAACCAAACACGAAUCAGCUGAUACCCAUAAGCUCAAUAUGGCCAAAUAUUGGUUGCCUAAUUAGCCUGGCCAAUAUAUUGGUCUAUAUAAACCCAUUCUACUUACCAUGUCAAACUUGAGGUCCAAAAAUACUUUAUUCUUUGACAAUAGAUUGCAUUUGGACUAAAAUCUCGUCCUGUUUUUGUCCAGCAAACAGGAUCUGAUUAAUAAUUUGAAUGUCCAUCAAAGAUGUACAACGUUCUCCUACCUUCAUUCAUACAAGGAUAGCAGAUAAUGGACAAGGAUAAAAAUGUGGCCUGUUUAGAUAUAAAUUGCAUCAGGUGACAAAGGGUUUCGGAUACAGCUGACCUUAGACAUUUCAAAAGGAAAAAAGUAGCAGGUCAACCUUGAACUGCAAAGAGAUAAUUAUUCACUCCCAAUUCUAUGAUGAAAAUAUCUAUGUUUGAGGCCAGUUUAUAAAUGAAAUGCAGGCUAGAAAUAGAGCCAUUAAAAGAUGGUAGAUAGUUUCUUGGCCCCGCACAGUAUCCUUAUUUUAUAGGCCUACUUGUAUUUUUUGCUCUCAUAAUAUCUUUUAAUUUUCUUUAUGUAAAUGCCCAGCAUGCAGUCUAGUGGUAUGUUGUAUUUUAAGUGGAGCUUCUUUGCUUGUUAAUAAAGCUCCUGCUUAACCCAUUAUCUUUUACGCUCUAGUGCCACUUGGUGGCAAGGAGUGGCCCGAGAGCCUGAGAUGAAGUGAAACUGAUCCUCAGGACCCAUUUUGAUAGAAUGAAUUCAAAUGGAAUGUCCAUUGGGCAACAUCCUUUUGUCUGUCUGCCUUGGAACACCAUGUAAUCAUCAUGUAGAAGAACAUGGCUGCUGCUCUUUCAUUCUAAGUUGUGUGGGCAAGAGGAGCGUAACAGGGAUCGCUCUCGGUUCCAAUUCCAGUAUUUAUAAAUACUUAAUACUUGCCGUUCUGUUUGCCUAAUCACAAGGAGCAGCAUUUUUUGUUUUAGCGUCAUUGCGCAUCAAACGAGACUGACUACCUUUUUAGCACUUCAAAAGAUGCAUGAAAUUGCUCUUGAUCUCUAGUUUGUAGCACUUAUUCUUUUUUUUCUUUUCCUUUUUUUUUGGUCAGAAAAAAAGACCAACUCGUUUUGCAUUUAGCUUUGCGGGUUAUUCUGCACAAUCUGUUUGCUUUAUCUCUUGCUGUACUCUACAACUCAAUAAGGCUCAAGUAUCAUUUUGUUUCUUUCUUAUUUGGCACCCAGUAAACUUGUUAUGUGCUGUAUAAAGCUUUUUUAUUACUUCAUUCUUAAGGCUGUACAGGGUUGUUUGUGACAAUAACUGGUAAUUAGAUCAUUUGUACUUUUUAUUUUGUUUUGUAUUUCGGUUUUCUUGGUUUUUGCAUUCUUUGUUCAAAUUGCCAGUUCUAAAUGUAACAGGAUUUGAAAGUAAAGCUUACAUCACAUAUUA
Molecule: messenger RNA, 8182 nt
Organism: Ctenopharyngodon idella (grass carp)
Lineage: Eukaryota; Metazoa; Chordata; Actinopteri; Cypriniformes; Xenocyprididae
Gene: znf827
Product: zinc finger protein 827
Exons: 13
Coding region: 388-4662 (1424 amino acids)
Biological process (GO): regulation of gene expression
Cellular component (GO): nucleus
Source: RefSeq, a predicted model, not a curated record